CCCUAGUACCGGCGCCACAGGCUCAAAAAAUUCAGCACCAGCUCUACCAGGGUCCCGGGAACUUUUGCUCUGCGGCCGCGUGAGCUGGACCGCGAACCGAGCGCAGAGCUGGGCCGCGGGGGCUGUGACGAAUCGCCGACGGGUCGGUAUGGGCGGAGUGAGCGGGACGCAGCGCGCCGUGGCGACUCUGCGGACCCGGCGGGUGCGCGCUUCCCUGUGACCGCUGCCCGUCCGGAGGUCCCCGCCCGCCCCGACACCCCAUCCCGUCCCCCGAGGACCGCUGCCCGCCGCGCCACUAGGAUGGAUCCUGAGGUCUCUGCCGUCCGGCUCACCGUCUGGGAGGCUGUUCACAUCCUUUCAUCUUCUGAGGAUGGGGGCCGCAUCUUCUGUACCCUGGGGUCCCUGAAGCGCUAUCUUGGUGCAACGGAGAAUCCAGCCCUCCCUGAGGAGCAGGAGGAGUUUGUCAGGAUCCACUUUUCCACCUUUCUCAGAUGUCUGGUCAGCAAGCUGAGCCCCGACUGGCUGGAGCUGCUGCCUGACGGCCAAAUGGAGGAGCUGUGGGCCAGCUUCUUCCUGGAGGGCCCGGCUGACCAAGCCUUCCUGGUGCUGAUGGAGUCCAUCGAGGGUGCUGCCAGCCCCAGCUUCUGUCUGAUGAAGAUGGCGCAACUGCUGGCCAGGUUCCUGAGCGUGGGCAGGAUGGCCACUGUGAUGGAGGGGCAGUGUCGGCAGCAGGCAGGGCCAGCCUUCCCCCUGCUCCAGGAGACACUUCUCACCAAGGUGGUGGGCCUGCCCGAUCGCCUGGGCAACCGUCUGCAGCGGGAGAACCUGGCCACAUUCCUCCCUCAGAACUACUUCCCUCUGCUGGGCGAGGAAGUCCUGCGGGUGCUGCAGGUGGUCGUGGACUCUCUCCGAGCCAGGUGCACGUUGAUGGCCUUACCACCGUCUCCUUCCUGUCCCAGGUGGCCUGGACUGCUCCGUCUCCUUCCUGUCUCAGGUCCUGGGGAAAGCCUGCGUCCACGGGAGACAGAGGCCCCUGUGUGCUUCCCCUCAGAGGAGGUCCUGGGCGUGCUUGUGCCCCGGCUGACGGUGCUCACCCAGGGCAGCUGCCUCUGGCAGCGGGUCUGCUGGUGCCUGGUGGAGCGUGUGCCCGACUGGGCCAUGGAGGCUGUGCUGAAGGGGUGCGUGGAGGCUGCCCCAGGGCCUGAAGUCCUCUCACGGCUGCUGGGGAAUGUGGUGACAAAGAGUAAGAAGGCCCAGUUUGUAAUGACCCGGAAGCUGCUAUUCCUACAGUACAGCUGCACGAUGCCCAUGCUGCAGAGCCUGCUGGGCUACCUGGCCAUGGACAGCCAGCGGCGUUCACUCCUCAAGCAGGCGCUGAAGGAGCUCCUGGAGACGUGGGGCAGCAGCAGUGCCAUCCGCCAUGUGCCCCUGGUGCAGCAGCGCUACGUCAGCAAGGCCAUCCUCAUCUGCCUGGCGCACCUGGGGGAGGCAGAGCUCCGGGACAGCCGGGACGAGUUGUUGGCCAGCCUGAUGGAGGGAGUGAAGAGCCGCCUGGACAGCAGCCUACCCCCUGUGCGCCGCUUGGGCAUGAUCGUGGCUGAGGUGGCCAGCGCCCGGAUCCACCCCGAGGGGCCUCCCCUGAAGUUCCAGUAUGAAGAGGAUGAGCUGACCCGCGAGAUGCUGGCUUUGGCCAUGCCCCGGCCCGCGGCUGACGGCCCCUCAGAGGCGGGCCCGUCUUUCGCUCCGGUCAGUGGAGAGACUCCUGACAGAGAGACUGUGGACCGCAGUGGACCCCAGGCUGGGCCUGAGGGCUCCGACUCCGAGCUGGACAGCGAUGAUGAGUUUGUCCCCUACGACAUGUCGGUAGACAGGGAGCAGAGAAGCAGCAAGGCGCCCUCGUAUGUGCGGGGCUGCUUGGAAGCUCUGACUGGGUCCGAGGACUGGGAACGCUGGGAGGCGGCCCUGUGGGCCCUCGAGGGGCUGAUCUUCAGGAGCCCGGCUGCCACUCAGGAGGUGAGCGUGGAGCUGGCCAAGGUGCUGCUGCACCUGGAGGAGAAGACAGCCAUGGCGGGGUUCGAGGGGCUGCGCCAGAGGGCCCUGGUGGCCCUCACAGUCACAGACCCGGCUCGGGUGGCGGAGUACCUGACCGCACAGUUCUACGCCCUCAACUACAGCCUCCGGCAGCGCAUGGACAUUCUGGACGUCCUGACUCUGGCCGCCCAGGAGCUGUCUCGGCCGGGGCGCCUUGGGAAGGCUCCCCAGCAGGGCUCCCCAGACCCCGGCUCCCAGCCUGGUGGUGCUGUGGUCCCGGCCUGGCGGGCGGUGGUGGAGGAGCGCGUCAGACGUAAGACCCGGCAGUUUUCCAAGGGCUCUGCGGGGCGGGCACCAGCCGUUGGCCCCAACGAAUUCAACUCGGUGGCUGGCUACUUCUUCUUCCCCCUCCUUCAACAUUUUGACAGGCCUCUAGUGACUUUCGACCUUUUGGGAGAUGACCAGUUGGUUCUUGGGAGACUGGCCCACACCUUAGGGGCCCUGAUGUACCUGGCUGUGAACACCACGGUGGCUGUGCCCAUGGGCAAGGCCCUGCUGGAGUUCGUGUGGGCCCUUCGUUUCCACGGUGAUGCCUAUGUGCGCCAGGGCUUGCUGUCUGCUGUCUCCGCCGUCCUCCUCAGCGUUCCAGCUGAGCGGCUGCUGGCAGACCUGCUGGACGAGCUGCUGGAGGCCCGGUCCUGGCUGGGAGACGUGGCCGAGAAGGACCCAGACAAGGACUGCAGGCUGCUGGCGGUGAAGGCACUACUGCUUCUGGAGAAGCUCCGAGAUAAGCUCCUCCCGCUCUCCUCUCCUUAGCCCCCGACCCUCGGAAGGCACGUCCCACUGGAAGAGUGUGGGCUGGGGGCCAGCACGUGGGGCGGAGGUGCAGCUGGUACAGCCUGGAGUGUCUGCGGCUCAGCGAAGACUCUGCAUCAGGGCCUCGGGUUCUGCCCCCCCCAGACUGGGACUGGGAUGUGGCCUCUGAGGCUUGGGCUCCAGGAUGGCUGCUCAGCCCGGUGCCUCCGUGCAGCCUGUAGACUGCAGAGCUGGGGCCACUGGGCCUGGGGGCUUCUUAGCAAUGUGCCCCCACCCCUUCCUCACCGAAAAGGCCAGGGACUUUAAGAACAACAGAAAAGGAAGAAUAAAAGAGGUGCAGGA
This is a messenger RNA of Orcinus orca (killer whale), 3189 nucleotides long. It is a transcript of the gene TELO2, whose product is annotated as telomere maintenance 2. Bases 301 to 2847 code for a protein of 848 amino acids. The record is from RefSeq and is a predicted model, not a curated record. Gene Ontology annotation, cellular component: cytosol. Gene Ontology annotation, biological process: telomere maintenance via telomerase; protein stabilization. The transcript is spliced from 21 exons. Gene Ontology annotation, molecular function: telomeric repeat DNA binding; Hsp90 protein binding. NCBI's taxonomy places the organism in Eukaryota, Metazoa, Chordata, Mammalia, Artiodactyla, Delphinidae.